AUGGGCAUGACACACAAGCAGUACCUCUCUGGUCAACGCGUGUUUGGCUGUAGAGACUGCAAGACACACCUGACUACGAUCGAGAACCUCGUCAGCCGUGCGUUCAACGGCCAACAUGGUCGAGCCUAUCUGUUCGACCUUGUGACCAACAUCAGUCUAGGUGAACCUGAGGAUCGACACAUGACGACCGGCUUGCACACGGUGCGCGAUAUCAGUUGCAUCAAGUGCAAGACGACGCUCGGCUGGAAGUACGACCGCGCCUAUGUGGCCGCCGAGAAGUACAAGGAGGGCAAGUUUAUCCUCGAGAAGGAGCUCACCGUCGACGUGCACUGA
Messenger RNA from Pseudozyma hubeiensis SY62, 333 nucleotides. RefSeq lists its product as hypothetical. The coding region runs from base 1 to 333 and encodes 110 amino acids. The transcript has a single exon. Gene Ontology annotation, cellular component: ubiquitin ligase complex. Lineage: Eukaryota; Fungi; Basidiomycota; Ustilaginomycetes; Ustilaginales; Ustilaginaceae. The record is from RefSeq and is a predicted model, not a curated record.